Macrobrachium nipponense is the source of this 1535-nucleotide messenger RNA. It is a transcript of the gene PCID2, whose product is annotated as PCI domain-containing protein 2-like. The transcript is spliced from 9 exons. Lineage: Eukaryota; Metazoa; Arthropoda; Malacostraca; Decapoda; Palaemonidae. Gene Ontology annotation, cellular component: transcription export complex 2. Gene Ontology annotation, molecular function: RNA binding; double-stranded DNA binding. Bases 127 to 1323 code for a protein of 398 amino acids. The record is from RefSeq and is a predicted model, not a curated record. Gene Ontology annotation, biological process: post-transcriptional tethering of RNA polymerase II gene DNA at nuclear periphery; transcription elongation by RNA polymerase II; poly(A)+ mRNA export from nucleus.
GUCAGUGGUUCUCAAUGUUUACUGUCUUCAUCAAAGUCGUGGCCGCUGUAGUUAAGAGACCAUACGAAACGUCAGUCCAUUAAAAGCUACAAAGGCAUUCAGCCUUUUGUCUUAAACCCAGGAACGAUGGUGUUUAUGUCACUGAAUGAUUACCUACAAAGGGUCAUGGGAGCCUUCUACAAUCAAGAUGGAGAUGCCCUUGGGGAAUUAAUAUCCUUCAGAGAUCCACAUGCUAUGAGUCCACAACUCAUGCUUGAGAAACCUGAGCGUGAUGUUGAGCGAUGCAUAGACCCCUCAUUGUCAGAGGUUAUUGCUGCCCAUUUAAGAGCUGUUUGGGCAGCUGGAAAUGGAGAUUGCAUCGAGGCAUGGAAAACACAAAUGCUUGUAGUACAGGCAGUGUCCCGUUUUAUGUCUGAGUUCAAAGAGGAGAACUGGAUGCUUCCGGUUAUGUACACUGCCUGCUUAGACUUGAGACUUUAUGCACUUGCAGCAGAUUAUAAGCUAACAAGAUCAGGUGUCAGUAAAGCUGGUGAAACUCUAGAAAAAGCUGCCGAGGCUCUUAUGAGUUGCUUCAGGGUGUGUGCAGCAGAUACACGAGCUGGUGAAGAAUGUACAAAAAGGUGGGGCUUGUUAUAUCUUGUAAAUCAGUUUUUUAAGAUUUACUUCAAGAUCAACAAACUGAAUUUGUGCAAGCCUAUGAUACGAGCCAUAGAAGCACAGACAUUUAAGGAUAGGUACUCAUUGUCUCAGCUCAUCACUUAUAAAUAUUACACAGGAAGAAAGUAUAUGUUUGAUUCUGACUUCAAAUCAGCUGAUGCCACACUGUCAUUUGCUUUUGAGAGAUGCCACAUAGGAAGUCGCAAGAACAAACGCCGAAUCCUCAUUUAUCUCAUCCCUGUUAAAAUGUUGCUGGGUUAUCUUCCUAAAGACUCCUUGAUGCAAAGAUAUAAUUUGCCUGAAUUUCGUGAUGUGGUUGCUGCAGUACGCCAAGGAAAUGUAAGACUGUUGUCUGAAACCCUUGCAAAGCAUGAGAGCUUCUUCAUUGGAGCUGGAAUUUAUUUAAUUCUGGAGAAACUCAAAAUCUUAGCCUUCAGGAAUCUCUUCAAGAAAGUGUUCCUAAUUAUGGGUUCGCACCAGAUUGAAAUCACAUAUUUCCUGCAGUCUCUUAAGUGGAUGUGUGUCGAAGAUGUAGAUUUAGAUGAGACCGAGUGCAUCCUGGCUAACAUGAUCUACGAAGGCCGCAUGAAAGGUUACAUUUCUCAUGCUCACCGCAAGCUUGUUGUCAGCAAGAAGGAUGCAUUCCCACCUCUAAGUGCUUGUUGAGGUUAUUGUUACUUUCAGGAUUCCCAAAUGUUCUAAAGUACAAUUGCAUCGCAUGAGAAAUGUUAUUGCCAGUAGUAUUUUUCCAAUAUAUUCAUUAGGCCAUCAGUAAGUCAGUAUCACUACUGGCUAAUUCUUGGAGAGUUUCUUUGGCUGCACUUCAGAAUGCCAAAAAUACUGCAUAUUCUUUUUAAAAAAAUAAAAAUUAAGAAUUC